Molecule: messenger RNA, 3580 nt
Organism: Periophthalmus magnuspinnatus
Lineage: Eukaryota; Metazoa; Chordata; Actinopteri; Gobiiformes; Gobiidae
Gene: oxsr1b
Product: oxidative stress responsive kinase 1b
Exons: 18
Coding region: 527-2107 (526 amino acids)
Biological process (GO): protein phosphorylation
Molecular function (GO): protein serine/threonine kinase activity; ATP binding
Source: RefSeq, a predicted model, not a curated record
AGUCUCAAGUUAGGUGUGGCGGAAUUAAAGGCGUUUCAAUUAGCGCAAAAAACCUGAACAAUUGCUUAUUAUUUUAAAUAAAACUUAGAGAGUUACGCAGUAUAAGGGUAAAACGCAAAUUAAGACGUUUUAUGAAAGUUUUGCCACACUUUUCCUUGUAAAUACCCUCGCAAUUCUCGCAGUUCUACCUAAAGUAAAAUAGCUGUGCAGCGGUUUAACUAACAGCGACCAAUACAGUAAUUCCCCUGACACCGACAGGAUGCCCACAGCGAUGCAGAGCGUUUAUAGAAGGCUACAGCCCGUGUGUCUGUCGGGAAGGUCCACAUUUGCUCAGGCGGAAUGCGGUAGGCGGGGCUGCUAGGCUAGUGUCAAACUUUGGGAAUGACAGGAGUGCUGCAGGAUUCGCGAAGAAGGGGAAGAGUCGCCCUUGUUGGUACUAUUUGGAUUACUUUUACCUCUUUCUACACAGCGUCUUUGGAUUCACCAAGAUUUCGCCUAUAGUCGGGUGUCAGUGGAUUUCCCAGUCAUGUCGGAGGACCUGAGCUCCCAACCCUGGUCCAUCAACAAAGAUGAUUAUGAGCUGCACGAGGUGAUUGGUAGUGGGGCCACCGCAGUGGUUCAGGCCGCCUACUGUUUACCCCGAAAAGAGAAAGUGGCCAUCAAACGUAUUAACUUGGAGAAGUGCCAAACGAGUAUGGAUGAACUCUUGAAAGAAAUCCAGGCCAUGAGCCAGUGCCACCAUCCCAACAUUGUGUCUUAUUACACCUCGUUUGUGGUCAAGGAUGAGCUGUGGCUGGUCAUGAAGCUGCUCAGCGGGGGUUCAGUGCUGGAUGUGAUCAAGCAUAUCAUCUCACGAGGGGAGCAUAAGACUGGAGUCCUGGAUGAGGCCAGCAUAGCCACAGUUUUGAAAGAUGUUCUGGAGGGCUUAGAGUACCUGCACAAGAACGGGCAAAUCCACAGAGACCUAAAGGCUGGGAAUAUUCUGCUUGGUGAUGAUGGAUCAGUGCAGAUAGCUGAUUUUGGAGUCAGUGCAUUUCUGGCCACAGGCGGUGACAUGACGAGAAAUAAAGUGCGCAAGACGUUUGUGGGGACUCCAUGUUGGAUGGCCCCAGAAGUCAUGGAGCAAGUUAGGGGUUAUGAUUUUAAAGCUGAUAUCUGGAGCUUUGGGAUCACGGCCAUCGAACUUGCCACGGGGGCUGCACCUUAUCACAAAUACCCUCCAAUGAAGGUCUUGAUGCUGACGCUGCAGAAUGACCCUCCCGCUCUAGAGACGGGGAUCACAGACAAAGAGAUGGUAAAGAAAUAUGGAAAAUCGUUCAGGAAAAUGAUCUCACUGUGUCUACAGAAAGAUCCAGAGAAGAGGCCAACAUCAUCAGAGUUGUUGAAGCACAAAUUUUUCCAAAAAGCAAAGACCCAUGAAUAUUUACAUGACAGGUUGCUACAAAGGGCACCAACAAUAACGGAGAGGUCGAAAAGGGUGCGCAGAGUGCCUGGUUCUAGUGGACGGCUGCACAAAACAGAAGACGGUGAAUGGGAGUGGAGUGAUGACGAGCUAGAUGAAGAGAGUGAAGAAGGCAAAGCUGCGGUGGCUGCUUUAAGGUCACCACGUGUGAAGGAGAGCCCACAGAAUUCAGAGAUCUUCCAGAGUCCUGACCCUUUAAGCACUCAUCUCCAGCCCCCCAUGGCUCCUCUACCUCAGGCUGCGGUUGCCCCUCAGCCCACUGCACCUGUCAGCCCUCCAACCAGUGUCCCUGCUGCCUCUCCCCCUCCUGCUGCUGUCCCAACACAGACUCCAGCUCCCUCAGGCGAUGUCAACGCUUCCAUUAGUUUGGUAUUAAGGUUAAGAAAUUCAAAGAAGGAGCUGAAUGAUAUCCGCUUUGAUUUUAUGCCAGGAAGAGACACAGCAGAGGGUGUGUCCCAGGAGCUGGUGUCUGCAGGCCUGGUGGAUGGCAGGGAUUUGGUUGUAGUUGCUGCAAACUUGCAGAAAAUUGUUGAUGCGCCUCCAGCUAAUAAGAAUGUCACUUUCAAGCUGGCAUCAGGAAUCGAAGGAUCUGAAAUCCCAGAUGACAUCAAACUGAUGGGCUUUGCUCAGCUGAGCAUUAAUUAAAACAUUGUUCUACUUAGGACAGUAACUUGACAAAAAUGUGAAAAUAUAAAAAAAAUAGUUUAUUGCAUUUUUUUUUUUCUUUUGAUGGCUGUAAAGAAACCACUACUGCCAAAGAGAGACCGUUCAUGGCCCAUAGGAUUACAGUGGCAUCAUGACACUGAACGGCUCAAUAGAGUUGAGAGAAGUUUACAGUGAAAACGUAGAAGGAUGCAACUCUCACCAUCCGCGUUCAGUGGUUUCCCUAGAAACGUAGUUUCUUAUCUAAUUGUGAUGCAUUUGCACAAUCUGAAUGAAUGCCCUUCAACCUGAAGCGUAACAAUGCCUUAUAUCCAUCAGAACUACUGAGUGCUCGUCACCGUACAAGCAUUAUGUCGUCUGAAAUGUGCACGCGGGGUUCCAUGUUGUAGCCACGUGUCUUGGAAUUAGUUUCUCAUAAAAUGAACAAGUGCAUUUUGUUUCUGUAAAAAUAUGAGUACUUGAUCUAAAAUCUGGUCUGUAAAUAAGGACAUGUGGCUUUGAUUUGUUUUUAUAAGUUUGUCUUUCACUCUAGGCCUUUAUGUCUAUCUUAUGCCAUUUUUUGGGUUGUGUGAAGGAAGGUGACUAUGUGACCACACUGCGAAUAUCAAAAUGUAUUUUUUAAUUGAAUUGUAUUCAGUUUUUGGCUUCAUACAUAUGUAUUGUUCAAUGGGACCUUAGCUAAUUGCUUGGUCUUCCCCUCUGUUGUUGGUGUAAACUACACUUCUAUUUAAACUUGCAUCUGAAUCUCCUUUGUCACUGGUUUUACAACUGCAACAAAGAUUUUAUCUAUUAUGAUUGUAAAUGUAAAGGCACAAUAGCAUCUGUUAACAAUGCUUUUGAUGUUUUUGUGCAAAUCAAUGUGCAUUUUCGAAUACUUAUCAAUGAAUGUGCAUCUUGCAGUUGGCAUACAACACCAUGGGGAUCCAGUUUACUCCCAUGACAUAAAAUGCCCGCACUUUUACUGUCAAAAGCCCUUCAUGGUGCCAUAUGUUUUAAAAGCUAAUGUAAAGAGACGUCUAAGAUGUAAAAUUUUAAGCCAGCCUUAAAUCAAAAACGACCAACUGUAUUUUUCUGUCUUUGAAGACAUGUUGCUAAGUGCAGUAUUUGGUGCCAUUCUCUUGGUGUGAGGACAGGAUUGAUGUGAAUGACGAUUACUUGUGUGUGAAUAAAGAUGUGUGCGUUGCCAAAAUGGAGCCCUGGUUCGAACAGAAGUGAUCUUCUAUGGUUAACUGUUAAUGCUGUCACAUUUCUCAUGCAACAGCUUUUAGUACGUUUGACAAACUGUAGCAACUGAUCAUGACCGGCAAAAAGACUUUGUUAAUUAAUGCAAUAAUCAAGGCUGUAAGAUAUUUGGACUUUCAGUUUUAAUUUGUUCAUUGAUUCUCUUUUGGAACAUUCUCAAUUUCAAAGCAUGUUUCUCUGAUUAAUUUCAGUCAAUAAAGAAUGAGCAUAUCA